ACUCCAGCUGAUCGCCAAAAAUUCGCUCACAUGUUUAUACGGCGUAAUUUUGUUAUUAUUCAACGAUUUCUGAAUAAGCGUGAGAUAAAGUGGCAUGUAUCUGAACCAUCUGCCGCGGUCACAAUGGAAGUACCUACAGUACCUUCUGCAGGUGCGUCAGCUUCAGCUCCUGCGACGGCACGUUAACAUUGGCGCAAAGCCGCCCAUCCAAACAGCUGCUUUGCUACCGGCACUGGGCCAAAAACUGAGGAAGCACUCGCAGCUGGUGAACGGAGAUCCCCGGGAAAAGUUUAGCGUGGCACGGGAACAGGAUGCUCUUCUAACCCGACUGGAGGAGGCCAAGACGGGUGACCAGCUUUUAGAUGCGUUGGAGAGCUGUGACGGUCUGCAGAGCUCCCAUGUGGUGAAGGGAAUCUCACUGCUGUGGACCCUCUAUUACGACGCGGAGCAGACAAGUAAAGAUGCCAUCACGGAUCGCGUGCUGCUUAAUGUGCUCCCAAAGUUGGCCCCUUAUGUACACCAACUUGAGAUCGAUGAUCUCAGUAGAUGCUACCUGUACCUGCGCAAAAUGCAUAUACCAAACUCCGAGGCAGUCGUGGAGGCCGUGCUGACGAGGUCUCUUCAAUUAAUCGAGUCACAAGUGGAUGAUGAAGGCAUUCCCUUGACCUCCUUGUCUCGCCUCUCGGUGGGCAUCAACUUGGAACGCGACUUCUUCACUCCGCUUGUGUGUAAGAACUUUGUGCCGCACCUGGAGCAUCACAUCAAUCGGUGUCGCAGCGCGGAGCAGGUUCGUCUUCUGUCCACGUGCCUCUUUCAGCUACACUUUCUCAUUGAUGAGGAGCUGUUUACACGCUUCAAGUUGCGCUUGACUGAAAUGAUGCAAAGCGGCGACCUCAGCAGCCAAACCCCUAAGGCUCUUCUGAAGGUGAUCCACAUGCUGAAUAUUCCAGUGUGGUCACAGACACACACCCAAUUGAUUCGGGAGGUCAUGCUUGCCCUGCGACCUUGCAUACAUCACAUGGAGUCUGCAGAUCUAAAGAGCGUGUGUCGCACAUUUUUGCAUCAUCAAGAACCCGCCGCACUGAUGGAGCCACUCAAGAAAGCUCUUGAAAAGUUGCUACAGGACGAAAGCACAGCUGACGCCCUGUCUUGUACAGUUCCCUUUGCAACGCCGCUGCAAAGAGACCAGUAUCUGCAUCAGUUUAGGGAACUGCUCUACUCCGAAGAGGCCUGGCAGCAACCCCAUGCGAGCGGACAUUUAUUCAGCGUUCUGCGUUCAUUAAAGGUCUCCGACAUUGGAUUCUGCAACACAUACUGGUCAGGAGUUAUACAAGAGCUGGAGUCCUAUCCGGAGGAGCGUUCACACCUACGGUUCCUUAGACACUGUCAACGCUAUAUGAACUUUAAUAACAAUCUGGGAGGGACCUACCGUCACUUAGAACUGGAACGAAAGCUAAGUCGCAUGUGCAUGAGUGCUAUGGAGCAUGACAUAGCGGGUAGGCUGCCAGCGAAGUUCGCACGACUUGCAUCCUUUGUGCUAGCUUACGGGCAGACUCCGUUGGCCUGGAAGAAAUUUCCCAACUUUUUGUUAAGCAAAAUGCUCGCCAUGGCGCCCCAGCUUGGCAUUCAGGAUUGCUUUCUACUCAGUCGCGGCAUGCAAAUAGCCAGCGAACUAAGGUUUCGCCAGCAUCUUCCGCCAUUAGCUGGCAUGCAGCUGUCCACAAUGGACAGCAUUCUCAUCGGUUGUGCGGAGAGGCACUUGAGAGAUGCCGAAAAGGACCCUCUGAAUGCCAGCGAAUUGAGCAUGAUUGUCAGAACACUCAGUCAUCGCAAGAAGCUGAAGAACACGGUGGUUUACAACCAGGCCCUGGAGCAGUACAAAAGUCUGCAUUGCAACGAUCUCAAUUCUCGGGUGGUUCGCGACAUGGCCUACAACUUCAAUGCUUCGAAUUUCUUUGUUCCCGAGCUCCUGGAGUCCAUGUUCGCUUACAUUUCCGAACAGCAUGAUCACGUUACCGGCGACACAGUGGAGAAAGUGUUGACCUGCUCGUAUAAUUUGGGCUACAUGCCUGCAUCCGUGGAGGCUCUAAACCACGCCUCCGAAGUACUGCUAAGGGACUUUGACCAGAUGAGCGGGUUAUCGGUUGUGCAGGCUUGUCUAGCACUGUGCUUCUACAAAUCAAUACCUGAGCAGCUAAUCAAUCAAGUAUUCUGCGUGAAGUUCAUUCAGCGAAUCGAGGAUGAGAUACAAGUCUGCUACUCAAAAGCAACGUAUCCGGAGAGGGUCCUUAAUCUGGUAAUGCAACUGAAUCGCACAGUAUGCCUGGACUUUCCCGAGGCGAAUGUGCCCUGGUUUCAACAAAACUACAUCGAGGCGCAGAUCAGCAAAAAAUCCUUGAUACCCAGUGAGUCCACAGCAGAGGUGAAGCAGCUGCUGCAUCAGCUUCUUCAGAAUGACAAGCAUUUCCGCUGCAACCACACUACACCCUACGGCUACCAAAUAGACUUUGUGAUACAUUUCGAUCGGGAUAAGAAGCCCAUACCAGCACCUCCCGUGGAAGCAACCAUGUUGGAUCGCAUAACCAAAGUGGCAAUACUACUGCUCAAGCUCGACUCUUUUUGUGAAAACGAUCUGACUGCCUUGCGGGGUCCUGAGUCUUUGAAGAUGCGACAUCUAGAGAUGAUGGGCUACAAGGUGAUGCAGAUCAACGAGCACGACUGGAAUUCCAAGUAUAUGGCGUCAUCAACAGCCAAGGCCAACUACCUUAAAUGCUUGUUACAAAUUUCACAUUAGCUUUCAUUUCUAUUACUUUUACAUGAGU
Messenger RNA from Drosophila mauritiana, 2822 nucleotides. Its product is annotated as FAST kinase domain-containing protein 1, mitochondrial. Gene Ontology annotation, cellular component: mitochondrial matrix; ribonucleoprotein granule. The transcript is spliced from 5 exons. NCBI's taxonomy places the organism in Eukaryota, Metazoa, Arthropoda, Insecta, Diptera, Drosophilidae. Gene Ontology annotation, biological process: regulation of mitochondrial mRNA stability; mitochondrial RNA processing. The record is from RefSeq and is a predicted model, not a curated record. The coding region runs from base 95 to 2794 and encodes 899 amino acids. Gene Ontology annotation, molecular function: RNA binding.